Molecule: messenger RNA, 195 nt
Organism: Colletotrichum gloeosporioides
Lineage: Eukaryota; Fungi; Ascomycota; Sordariomycetes; Glomerellales; Glomerellaceae
Exons: 1
Coding region: 1-195 (64 amino acids)
Source: RefSeq, a predicted model, not a curated record
AUGUCUAGUCGUGGACCUGCACCGCAAGGGUUCGUCUCCAACUGGCAAUUUUCAUUCCAAAUCCCGACUUGUCAUGGCAAGAACCUUCAACUCAACAAGUGGACCUCCAGCUGGACAGAAUGCUUCUCAGCUCUAAUGGAGGUCUUCUACGAAGAGGACAUGAAGGCCAACGGCUCAUGGCCCGAGUAUGAGUGA